Molecule: messenger RNA, 2268 nt
Organism: Pipistrellus kuhlii (Kuhl's pipistrelle)
Lineage: Eukaryota; Metazoa; Chordata; Mammalia; Chiroptera; Vespertilionidae
Gene: TOMT
Product: transmembrane O-methyltransferase
Exons: 4
Coding region: 878-1654 (258 amino acids)
Biological process (GO): dopamine metabolic process; catecholamine catabolic process; developmental process
Molecular function (GO): catechol O-methyltransferase activity
Source: RefSeq, a predicted model, not a curated record
AUGCCCCUGACCAGAAUUGUACCUGGGACCUUUCAGUCUGCAGGUGGAUGCUCUAUCCACUGAGCCAAACCAGUUUUGGCCAUAGCAGUUUCUUGAUUGACUUCCUGGACUUGCACCUGUAUCCAAGCACGCUGUCUCCCCACUAGGUCUGCUUUCUGUGUUCAAGAUUCAACAAUGCCCUCCUGAUUCCCUUCUCUAACUUUAGUCUCUGUACAUCUGUGCUUAAUCCCUAUUCUGUGUUAAAUCAUUCAUUUAUUAAAUCAAAUUUUACUGAAUAUCUGCAAUAUGUACAUACUGUUGUAUCAGUUUAUGUAGCAGUUCACAAAACAGCCAAGACUUCUUGUAUUCACUGUUUCUGCACCAAUUUCUUCUACCAAACAUGGAGUUCAAAACAAAACAAAACACAACAUCGACAAAAAACAUGGAGUUCUUGCAGGGCAGGGACAAAAUCUCUUUUCUGUGACCCACUCCCUAGUACUUAUUUAGAGAAAACUCAAAUUUGGAAUUAAUGAAUAAAUUACAACCUCCCCAUCACGUUGGCUCACAUCAUACCCCAUGUGCUAAUCCAAAGGAUUGUAGGAGAGGCUACCAAGACCUAUAGCUCUUUUGUCCCUCAAAUCAAGACCAUGGAGUUCUUAUUAAGUGCUGAGGGCUCCUGAAGGGUAGGAGGCAGCUCCAGCUUGCCCCUGGGUUAGUAACUUGAACUGCAGGUUUCAGGUGACAUCAGCAGUCUCAGCAUCAAUAAUUGAGAGCAAGUCCAGCCUGCCUCAGGAUUCUACCCCUACCCUCCAAGGACUUCCCCCUUCUGUCCUAUGCUCCGAUCUUCCUCAAGCAGGAGCCGCCAGCCCAGGACCCCUACCAGGACCAGGUAGGGACCAUGUCUCCUGCCAUCGCACUAGCCUUCCUGCCACUGGUGGUGACAUUGUUGGUGCGGUACCGGCACCAUUUCCGACUUCUGGUGCACACGGUCUUGCUGCGGAGCCUCCGAGACUACCUGUCAGGGCUGCGGGUUGAGGAACGGGCCUUCAGCUAUGUGCUCACCCACGCCCUGCCUGGGGACCCUACUCAAAUCCUCACCACCCUGGACCACUGGAGCAGUCACUGCGAGUACCUGAGCCACAUGGGGCCUGCCAAAGGUCAGAUCCUGAUACGGCUGGUGGAAGAAAAGGCCCCUGCUUGUGUGCUGGAGCUGGGUACCCACUGCGGCUACUCCACACUGCAUAUUGCCCGGGCCCUGCCCCCUGGGAGCCGCCUUCUCACUGUAGAGCGGGACCCACGCACAGCAGUGGUGGCUGAAAAACUCAUCCGCUUGGCUGGCUUCGACGAGCGCAAGGUGGAGCUCAUCGUGGGUAACUCAGAGGAGGUGAUCACGAGCCUACGAGCCCAGUACCAGCUGAGUCGAGUAGAUUUGGUACUCCUGGCACACCGGCCCCGAUGUUACCUGCGGGACCUGCAGCUUCUGGAGGGUCACGCUCUGCUGCCAGUUGGUGCCACUGUGUUGGCGGACCACGUGCUCUUCCCUGGUGCCCCCCGCUUCCUGCAGUACGCCAAGAGCUGUGGCCGCUACCGCUGCCGCCUCCAUCACACUGGCCUCCCAGACUUUCCUGCCAUUAAGGACGGCAUAGCCCAGCUCACCUACUCGGGACCUGGCUGAGGUCGAGGCCCAGGGGUACUAACUGCUGCCCACCUCACCCCCACCCAAGCAAGGACCUCAGAACAUCCCUUCCCCUCCCUGCUUGUGGCCUGACACACGCUGGGCUUGGAGUUGGGGAGACUCUCCUCCUACCUCUGCCCUAUGCACCAGAGGCAUCAAGUUCUGUCUGACUGCUUGGUCCCACCGCUUCCAGAAAAAGCCAGGAACUGACCGGCAAAGGCCUGAGCUCCCACCCCAGCUCUGUCGCUGAUUUGCUGGGUGGCUCCAGGGGAGUCCCUGCCCUGCUCUGAGACUUAAUCUGCUCUCUUAAGGAAACUGGCUGGAAGAGUUUUAGAUGCUUCCUAGCUCUGAAACACAAAAAGCCUGCCCUCCCCAGCCCAUGACAUUGUGGAUAGAAUUAAAAGAAACAGUAAACUCUGAGUUAGAAGCCCUGCAGGAAUGGCUGGUGCAAUGUAAACUAGAGCAGAAGGCAGUGAAGCCUGGGCCCUGGCCUUCCCUAGCCCUGGCCCAAUGGCCAGGUAGGUUUCCCUGAAGUCCCUUAAAUGCCCUCUCCCAAAAGGUCAAGAAAAGAUGCUGGAUUCCUCUGGACCCCACCAAAAAAAAAGUGUGGGGGG